Molecule: messenger RNA, 1838 nt
Organism: Fusarium odoratissimum NRRL 54006
Lineage: Eukaryota; Fungi; Ascomycota; Sordariomycetes; Hypocreales; Nectriaceae
Exons: 2
Coding region: 787-1293 (168 amino acids)
Biological process (GO): sphingoid catabolic process
Cellular component (GO): endoplasmic reticulum
Source: RefSeq, a predicted model, not a curated record
CAAAAAUGGAAAGCACAUGAAAACGAACAACUCAUCACUGUAGAAAGCCACUCACUCUCUUUUUACCGUACUGUGCCUGCCGUGCCAUACCUGCGUUGUCUUCGGCCUUUGGCAAUCGUCGAUUUCUUGGCUUGUUUUCUUCUACUCAUUCUUUAUUACUGCGGGAUCCCGCCUUUUGAAGCCUUUACAGCGCGUCUGAUUUGACGCACCUCCUGCAUCAAACGAACCUGGGAAGGGGGUCAUCCCGUCAUCCCGUCUCGGACUGUGAUACCUCGAGGUAACUCACAAUCACCUUAACUACCUUACCUACUUAGGUACACCUACCCAAGUUGUAAUCAUCUUCAUCAUUCAUCCAUCACAAGAAAGCAUCCUUUACCCCCGCAAACUUCCAUACCUCAGGGCUCUAUACUAUUCUUCGGUCGCCCUGAAUCUCUUCUUUUUGGACUCAGAUCCACAACUGUAGCCUCAGAAAUCGCCAAACUGCAUAGACCAGCUCACGGACCACGUCAAGUCGAGUUGAUCGCUCGUCAAAUUAUCAAAUUCAAAGCAGCUUGAUAGGCUUUUUGUCUCCUCACUCUUUCACCCUCAGUCUGCUACAACUGUCGUAUCGUCUUUGUCGAGGGGGCCCUUACUCAUCAUGUCUCUGGAUCUUGAACAGCACCUCACCUUUUAUGGUGCUUACCACCAUAACUCGGUUAAUGUCGCCAUCCACAUGGUUUGCGUUCCCCUCAUCCUCUUAUCGGGGUUCUGUAUGGUUCGUCUCAUUAUGUCCUCGCCGGCUUAUGCAUGUUGCGUUGCUCUGCAUCUGCUUUCUACCUAGUACUCCAUCUAACAUUUCUCCAGGCUACAUACACCGGCACUCUCAUUCCUACACCAUCUUGGAUUACUCCCCCUUAUCUGGACCUCAACCUUGGUGUCAUUGGUGCCAGCCUUUAUUCCUUGCUCUAUCUGCUCUUAGAGCCCUUUGCGGGCUUCCUUCUGGCUCUUUUCUGCAUGGGAGGUGCAGCACUUGGCAACUACCUCCAUCAGCAAAACCCUGACACAACUUUCCAAGGUGCUCUGGCUAUCCAUAUUGUCUGCUGGAUCUUCCAGUUUAUUGGUCAUGGUAAAUAUGAAGGGCGUGCCCCUGCUUUGCUCGACAACCUCAUCCAGGCCGUCUUCCUUGCCCCUAUGUUUGUGUGGCUUGAGAUACUCUUCAAGUUUGGAUACCGACCAGAGCUCCGAUCUCGUGUCAACAAGAAAGUCCAGGUCGAGAUUGAGAAGUUCAAGUCAAAGAACGGCAAGACCCAAUAGAGCAAUCAUCUCAACCUAAUCUACUUCCCUGAUCUUGAGCAUAUAAGAUGGUCCUUCAGACGACCAAUGCUCCGGGUACUGUGUUGUAGAACCAGCUUCAACAUCGAGACAAAACACGUUCUGACGUGUGCCAACUUGCAUUUCAGAUACCAUCAAUCGAUGAUCAGUAGCGAGCACCCAAUCUAUCGUCAUUGGGCCUCAUUGCACGGAAUACGACAGUAUUCUUUUUGCUGCCGCGGGGACGAAGGUGGCAUUGGUGAUCUCACCCCUUUUGUUUACUCGCGCACUUGAUGUUCCUGAGAGCAGAUUCGUUUGCUUACACGACCGUUAGGCUGUCCUGAGACUCAUAUGAAAUCGGCACGUAAAAUACAAGGAGAAGUUCAGGGGGUGAAUCGGUCCAGGUAACCGUCUCAGCAUCAUAUGGAGUGUAUGGAGUUGUUUCAUUUGCAAUUAAAUAACAGUUAACAUCAAGCAUGUAGUAAAUUCGUCAAUAAAUUCGUAUCAUUUAUCAAUAGGCAUUAUUGAUAGUAUAUUUAUCCAGGAAC